AUUGUGGAUUGGUGCGAGUCUCCUCGUUUCUCUCUCCCUGCUUAAGUUCACCCAAUAAGAAGAGACGUGCUGUUAACGCUCAUCUAAAAAAACCCCUUAAAUCGAGAAAUCUAGGGUUAGGGUUUUGGUGAACCAUGUCGACGUCGACGGCCGCGAAGAGGAAGCCGGUGUUCACGAAGGUGGAUCAGUUGAAGCCCGGCACCAGCGGCCACACGCUCACCGCGAAGGUCGUGACCUCGAACACGGUGCUUCAAAAGGGGCGGGCCGCGUCUCCUCACCUUCGUCAGACCAAGAUCUCUGAGUGCUUGAUCGGCGACGAGACCGCCUCCAUCGUUUUCACCGCUCGAAAUGAGCAAGUUGACUUGAUGAAACCUGGUGCCACUGUGAUCAUCCGUAACGCAAAGAUUGAUAUGUUCAAGGGAUCUAUGAGGCUGGUUGUUGACAAGUGGGGUCGCAUCGAGGUUACUGAGCCUGCUGACUUUACAGUUAAGGAGGACAAUAAUUUAUCACUGGUUGAAUAUGAGCUGGUUAAUGUUCCCGAGGAGUGAGUGGUUUCUGAUUGAAACGUUGAAUGUUACCAUCUUUUGGGGUACUUCUGUUUUUCUGAUCAGAGGUAUAAAGUUUAAUCUGAAACCGUGCUAGCUUUGUUUCAUAGAUCUGAAGGUAAACAUGCUCUUGUUAACAAAUUCUGUCUUGACUUGUGGGAUUAGUAAUGCUGCUGCGCAUUUGAGCUAUAUAAAUUGGCUUUAAAUCA
Molecule: messenger RNA, 754 nt
Organism: Asparagus officinalis (garden asparagus)
Lineage: Eukaryota; Viridiplantae; Streptophyta; Magnoliopsida; Asparagales; Asparagaceae
Exons: 2
Coding region: 135-548 (137 amino acids)
Source: RefSeq, a predicted model, not a curated record